AUGGAACACCCAGACGUUGUUUCACCAAUAUCGCCGGCAGGAAAGAAGCCCGUGAACUCUUCUGCCCAUCAAAGGCCCAUCGCCCUCGAGCAAGUCUCGCCCUUUACAGACCCCGACCUUUCCACCUCAACCUUCUCCCAGCACGCAAUGAAGCAACCGCAUCUGCAACACGAAUCUACCACCGACAAGACCUUCUCGCCACCGGUAGGCAUGUGGGAGUCCGUCUCUCACAGGCAAACCUCUGCAGAUCCCCAUCGACGACAGAAAAUUGGAGAUGAUUAUUCACUUUUGACGAGGUGUAAUACUCCAACGCAUAGCCCAAAAUCGCCCAUAGUGUCCGUUGAAGGCGCCCAUGAUACUCAUGCAGGAGCUACUGUUCCUCCACCCUCGAGUCCCGCUGCAGAGCAUGACAAGUCCGGCUCUUGGUGGGCCAAAGACUGGAAUCCAUCGUGGACUAUGUAUGUUCUCGUGUUCUGUGGAGUCGCAUUCGCCGUUGGUCAUCACUUCUACUACCGCAGCCUUCACGGUCACCUGGCCGAAGACCAACAGGGCAAAUUUCGAUAUGGAGGCUUGAUGGCGUUUUUGUCUAAAGCAUGUUUUCUUAAUGCUGUUGUUCUCGCUUUCCGACAACGCAUUUUAAUGGAGAUUCGCCGCAAGAUGCUCACCCUUGCGACACUCGACUCUCUCUUCUCUGCAUCCGAGGAUUUGACAGCUUUAUUGAAUUGGGAGGCUUGGGUGAAUGCUAGGUUCGCUAUGGCGAUGACUAUCUUUAUCUGGACCUCACCUCUAAUUGUUAUCUUCACAUCUUAUACCCUUACCAUCGUGCCCUCGACAAAAGAAGAGUAUGCCAUGUGUCAAGGAAUCCACACUCUCAACUUCUCACAUGAGAGAACUGUUUAUUUCAGGCAGCCCCUCAAGAUCAACGGGCUGUUCGAGUCCUCGGUCUCCCUUUGGAACACGACCGGCGUUGGCGGAGAAGACCUUGAUGAGGAUAAUCCCGACGAGUUUGAUUACUAUACCGCUGGUAGUCAGCAAUUUGAGAUUCUCGCCUUGAAGACACUAUAUGGCGAAAAGGCUAUCAUGCGCGACAAUGCCCCCCAAGAGAUCUGUGGCCAGGGUUGGAACUGCUCUUAUGCUAUCGAGUUCACUGCUCCAGGCUACAAAUGUCAAGAUCUGGCUUCGGGAGUAAAUGCAGACGUAAAGAAGCUCGGCGAUGCUGAGUGUCCUUUUAAUACAUCCACUCUUGCCCCAACAGGUAACCACACAUACUAUGCCAUGUUGACUCAAGGAGACUACGAGAACCCACAAAUGAUCACGGAGCCAGGUGGCAAACCUCGAAGCCAACCGCCCUAUCCGAAGAACCUAGGCGUUUUUCGAUCAGAGCCAAUCUUGUGGUUCGGCUACUCCGAUGUGAAAAACAGAAAGGAGGAACAACCCUCCCAGCCCGGGAAGGGUAACUGGGACAAGGCUUAUACCCCCAAGAUCUUUGGAUGCGAGCAUUAUCGGACAAAAUACAAGGUCACAGUCAAUCUAACCGGCGAAACUCAAACACACAAGGUCACGGAUCGCAAGUUUCUUACAAAGGUCAUUGACACAACCUGGACGCCCAAGAAAGAUCCCGACAAGAGACUCAAGGACCGAAAUCAGGCAGUUCCCGAAAAGAACUAUAUUUACCCGCACGACAAAGAAAACUAUCGCGAAGCAGCUGCCUAUCAUACGGUUGGAAAGGUCUUACGGAGCAUCUUGAAUGGGACCACUACGCUGCCUAAUCACAAUGUCAACAGCGAAAUCAUAAGAACAAGACUCCUUGACAACAUUAAUUAUCUACCCGUUAAGAACUUUCCUGAGGAGAUGCAGAAAUUCUAUGAGGAAAUCUUGAUGUCGUUCUUAUCUGAUUCUCGAAUGGCUGCAGUGUCGUGGGCAUCUGAGGCUUCAAAGCCGACAGGGAAUAGCAAGGGCAAUUCAGAAACACUAUACCCCUGCGUAAGACGACAGUUAAGGAACACCUUCUCCUAUAACUAUGCGCAAUUAUGGGCCGUUUAUGCGCUCUCAAUCGGUAUCACUAUUGUUGCUGUUGCUUUAGGUGUAAUAGCAAUAGAGGAGAACGCUGUGAUGCGCAGUACAAGCUUCACUGCGAUUCUUGCCGCAUCGAGAGCCUCAAGCCUUGAUAAACUGCAAUGGGAAAAGCAAAGCGAUCUGAAAGGUACUAAGAUUGGGUUUGGGCUUGUAUCUGAUAAGGGCGAGAAGACAUAUUCUUUUGGUGUUGAAGGUGAUGUGAGCCAGGACACUGCCAUGGCAACAGGGCGUUCAACGACGAAUUUAGGCAUUGGGACGGCACGAAGAGUAAGCUAUGCUGUGCUAAGCAGGAGGGAGAGGGGAAGUCAGAACAACUUGAACACUUCUGUCUAA
Molecule: messenger RNA, 2409 nt
Organism: Fusarium sp. VM40
Lineage: Eukaryota; Fungi; Ascomycota; Sordariomycetes; Hypocreales; Nectriaceae
Source: the annotation of a GenBank genome assembly